Gallus gallus (chicken) is the source of this 1694-nucleotide messenger RNA. RefSeq names its product DDB1 and CUL4 associated factor 15 (gene DCAF15). Gene Ontology annotation, cellular component: Cul4-RING E3 ubiquitin ligase complex. The record is from RefSeq and is a predicted model, not a curated record. Gene Ontology annotation, biological process: protein ubiquitination. Bases 17 to 1693 code for a protein of 558 amino acids. The transcript has 11 exons. NCBI's taxonomy places the organism in Eukaryota, Metazoa, Chordata, Aves, Galliformes, Phasianidae.
GGGGGCCGGGGGGAAAAUGGCGCCCAGCUCGAAAUCGGAGCGCGCCGGGCCCGGGGCGAAGCGGGGCCCUGCGGGGGCGGCGGGCGGUACUUCGGCCGGGCAGGGAUCCAGGGGGCGCCGGGAGCACAUCGUGAGGCAGCUGGAGCGAGUCCGGAUCAGCGGGCAGCUCUCCCCCCGCCUCUUCCGCAAGCUGCCCCCCCGGGCGUGCAUCUCAUUGAAGAGCAUUGUGGACGAGGAGUUCCUGUGUGCGGGGCACAUCUUCCUGGGCUUCUCCAAGUGCGGGCGCUUCGUGCUGUCCUACACCAGCAGCAGUGGGGACGAUGAGUUCUCCUUCUACAUCUACCACCUGUACUGGUGGGAGUUCCGGCUGCACGGCAAGCUGCGGCUGGUGCGCCAGGUGCGGCUCUUCCAGGACGAGCAGAUCUACAGCGACCUCUACCUGACGGUGUGCGAAUGGCCCAGCGACUCCUCCAAGCUCAUCGUCUUCGGCUUCAACACCCGCUCGGCGCACGGCCUGCUGGUCAACAUGAUGAUGAUGAGCGAUGAGAACCACCGGGAUAUUUACGUCAGUGCCGUGGCUGUGCCCCCCCCCCGCCGCUGCCCCUCCUGCCGCCGCGCCGCCAACGGUGACUCUGCGCAGUGCCUGCGCCACGGCUUCAUGCUGCACACCAAGUUCCAGGUCGUGUACCCCUUCCCCACCUUCCAGCCCGCCUUCCAGCUCAAGCAGGACGGCGUGGUGCUGCUCAACACCAGCUACUCGCUGGUCGCCUGCGCCGUCUCCGUGCACAGCGCCGGUGACUCCAGCACCCGUCAGAUCCUCUACAAUCGCCGCACCUCAUCGCCUCCUUCCUCCUCCCACUCCUCCUCCUCCUCCUCCUCACACCGGGGGGGCUGCAGCUCCGCACACCCCGAGGAGCCGUGCCCCCCCCCAGCCCCACAGCCCCCCCCCAGCCCCGGCCGCCCCCCAGGGCCGUCCCCGGCAGUGGCCAAAGCCAAAGAGUUCGUGGCCGACAUCUUCCGCCGCGCCAAAGAGGCCACGGGGGCAGCGCCGGCGGAGGACGAGGAGGAGGAAGAGGAAGAGGAAGGAGGGGGGGGAGGCCCGGCUGCAGCCCCCCAGCCCCGCUGCCCCCCUCUGCCCCCCCCCUCCCCACGGGGGGACCGCAGCCCCCCAGCACUGGGACCCCCCCCCGGCGAACCGGGGUACGUCAACUACACCAAGCUGCGCUACGUGCUGCCCCCCGGGACCCCCGCCGAGCCCCAGGACGUGCCCCCCCCGGAGCCGGAGGACGAUAAGAUCUCCCUGCCCUUCGUCGUCACCGACCUGCGGGGCCGCAGCCUUUGGCCACUGCGGGAGCGGGCGGUGGCACAGGGGCAGUUCCUGACGGUGGAGCAGCUGACGCUGGACUUUGAGUACGUCAUCAACGAGGUGAUCCGCAACGACGCCGCCUGGGCGCCGCAGUUCUGCUCCUUCAGCGACUACGACGUCGUCAUCCUCGAGGUGUGCCCCGACACCAACCAGGUGCUCAUCAACAUCGGGCUGCUGCUGCUCGCCUUCCCUGCGCCCGACGAGGAGGGGCUGCUGCGGCCGCGGCCGCACCACACCAGCCUGAAGGUGGCGUGGGACCUCAGCAGCGGAGCCUUCAGCACUGUGGGGGUGGGGGCUCUGAGUGAGGUGCGGGGGCAGACCAGGUGAG